Paramecium sonneborni is the source of this 804-nucleotide messenger RNA. The record is from the annotation of a GenBank genome assembly. NCBI's taxonomy places the organism in Eukaryota, Ciliophora, Oligohymenophorea, Peniculida, Parameciidae.
AUGUUUAAACCAAAAAUGAGAGAAAAUCAAUAAGAUUUUCAUUGUUAGAACAAACAUGACUCAUCAAUUCAUCUAGUUGUACUUGAUUAGAAUUUAGAUAAGAAAGAAAGACUUUUAUGUAAUGAAUGUAUGGAAAAUUUCAAAUCAGAUGCUUAGACGAUGGAAUUUAAAAAAGUAAAUUAAAUUAUUGAGGAUAUUAUUGAGUAAAAUAUGAAAAGCUUUGAAAAUAUUUCCUAAUAAACAGUUUAAUAACUAUAAACUUAUAUAAAAAGUUUAUAAGAAUUAAAAACAUAAUUCAUUAAAUUAUUUGAUACUUUAAUUAAAAUAGCUGAAGAUUGGAGUGUAAAUUUAUUGGAAUAAAUAUAAUAAUACAACUAAUACAGCUUCUAUGAUGAAUUAGAUAGCUUUAUUAAGAAUAAGAAUACUAAUUAUGUUUCUAAUUUAUCACUUAUUAAUAAUAUUAAUAGAUCCUGAAUGACUAAAAUAUCUAAUAACUUAAAUUAAUACCUUCAAAACAAAGAUAAAGUUAGAUUUAAGGAGAUUAAGUCACAAUUUAUUAAAAUUAGUUGUUCAAAUUUCUCACAAUUCGGUGAAAUAAAUAAUUAUUUAGAGCAAAAUCAAUCAAUCAUUUUAUAAGAAGGUGAAAUAAAUUUCAAAUUAAUUGAUUAAUCGGUUAAAUAAAGUGAGGCAGCAUGUAAUGCAAUCGUUUUGAUUCUUCUGGGUCAAUUAUAUUAUCAACCGAAAAGAUUGAUAUUAAAGUAUGGAGGUUUGCAAAUGGAAAACUAGAAUUAAUAAAAAUAUUGA